Messenger RNA from Halichondria panicea, 3401 nucleotides. RefSeq lists its product as uncharacterized. The transcript is spliced from 18 exons. The record is from RefSeq and is a predicted model, not a curated record. Gene Ontology annotation, molecular function: calcium ion binding; glycosyltransferase activity. Bases 293 to 3337 code for a protein of 1014 amino acids. NCBI's taxonomy places the organism in Eukaryota, Metazoa, Porifera, Demospongiae, Suberitida, Halichondriidae.
AUUAAACGAAGAGUGACAUAAUUAUUUGCGCGAGUCCCCACUCGCAGAAAAUGCUCAUUAAAACACUUGCGAAUACAUAGAAAAGAAUGGACGAGUGCAUGAUUAAUUUCACAGGAAUUGAAAACACAAACAAAUCUACCUGUCACCGGUAGGUAUGCAGAAUAGCUCACAGUUUAAAGACUAAAUCGUUUUGCUUGCCUACUGCUAACUGCAGCAAGAUCUGGUGCUCAGUAGGUAUAUAUAUACAAUCUCAGCCUAUCUGAGUCUGAGAUAGAAAGGGUGCUUGAGUACCAUGAGCCCCCCUGGCUGCGCUCCUGCUGACUGGCCUCUCCCGACCUCCAAGCUGCUUAUCCUGCUAUGUGUGCCUUCCUGUGUCCUAGUGUGCACUCUCCUGGGCUUGCAUUCUACACAGACUGAUUUCGUUCGUCCCAAGGUUUACUGCACCCCUAUCCCCACGCACACACUCAUCACACACCCCCACUCUCAGCGGGUUGUCCUAGUAACGGGCGCUGCCGGAUUUAUUGGCUACCACGUCAGCCGAGCCCUGGUUGACAACUGGAAGGCCACUGUAGUCGGUCUAGACCUAUUCACAGACUAUUACGACCCUCAACUCAAGCAUGACCGUGCAAACGAGCUAAUCAAGAUAGGGGUCACUAUUCACCGGGGCGAUGUCUGCGAUACUCAACUUUUACUGCAUCUGUUUGAGAGAUACCAGUUCACAGACGUCAUCCACCUUGCAGCUCAAGCAGGGGUCAGACACUCACUCAAGGACCCGGUCAGUUACGUGCGCAACAAUAUCCAGUGCUUUCAAGUUCUACUGGACACCCUGAAGCAAUUCAAUGAAACGUCUCUUGUGUAUGCAUCCUCCUCUAGUGUCUAUGGUCGAUCAGCCCCAGUCCCCUUCAGCACUCUCACACCUCCUAAUCCUCCAUCAAAUAUCUAUGCUGCCUCAAAGCAGACAAACGAACUGUUUUCCAAAACCUACUGCUCUCAAUACGGCAUCCAAUCAAUUGGGCUACGAUUUUUCACUGUGUACGGACCCUGGGGAAGACCAGACAUGGCUGUGUACAAGUUUACUGACAGCAUUAUCAACAAAAGACCUAUACCAAUGUUUACAGCAUCGCAAGCACUAGAGAGAGAUUUCACAUUUGUUGACGACAUAGUGGGUGUGAUUCUGGCAGCCCUAGACCACGCCCCCCAGUGUUGUGGGGAGGUGUACAAUGCUGGUCUCGGAGAGCCAGAGAGUCUGUCCACACUAGUGAGGCUGCUGGAGGAGGAGCUCAAUUCAACAGCAGACACAGAUCCGUCUCCUUUGUUAUCAUGUGACAUGCAUAUGACCUGGGCGGACAUGGAGGAAACAAAGAGAGUCUUGGGGUACACACCUCGUGUCAAAUUGAGGGACGGUCUUCGAGAAUUCAUAGCGUGGUACAAACACUAUCACUCUCAGAAUAAAACCAGUGAAAGAUUGAAGGAGUUGUAUGGGGAAGGGGAAGUUAUUGCUACGAUGGCAAAGGGAAACCUGGAGCAAAGAAACAGAGAGUACAAUGACAGAAUCAAUGGUCUUAAACAAAGGUAUUAUCAGUAUGCGAAAGAUCGUGACAUUCCAUUACCUGUCCUUACAAAGAAGAGAUUCAUCUUCUACCCAGGUAAGGAGUCACCUGGACACACUGUGAUCAAGGCCCCUAGUUACAGAGGCAACCUGAAGCUUUUGGAGGAGCGUUGCCUGGCUACAGAGCAGUGUAUAGCAUUCACUAGUUCUGGGGAGUUUAAGAACAGACUGACUCCCAUGAAUAAGUGGGUGGCUACACCACAAGAGGAUGGGAUGUAUGUGGCAGACAUAGACUUGUGUGCAUCCGACCUACACUUCUGUGGAAAGCACUCGGAUUGUGUUUACACAGGACCUGCCAACUACACUUGUGCGUGUCACCAUGGCUACCUGAAGCUGGGGCAAAACUGUGUGGAAAGGUAUGUGCAAGGUGAUGUUGGAGCAACAGAGGAGGAGUGGAUCUUGUCAGAUCAGUUUGACGGGUUUAACUGGGAGGAGGAAGUUCGAGGGAGACCAUUUGUGUUCUUCCAAGGCUUGGACUCCCCCGGAGGUGACUACCUGGUUGUAGAGGGGCGAAGUCUGGAGGAAUUGAGGGAUGUGUGUCUCUCCACUCGACACUGUCUGGCCUUCAACACUAACGGCAUUCUCAAGGACUCUCUGCGGCCACCUAAUGUGUGGGGCAGGUGGGCAGGGCCUCAAUACCCCCAACACGGACUCUAUGUCUUAGAUAUCGACUAUUGUAGCUUGAAUUUGGAGCAAUGUCCCCCUCACUCGCUCUGCCUGAGGCACUCUCCUGGUAACUACAGCUGUACCUGCACACCUCCCUGGAUCCCCACCCAUGACCACAGCUGUACUAUUGACCUCGUACACAUUAUACUGUCAACUGAUUCGGAACAACUCCCCGGACUGAUCAGUGUCAUCAACUCCACCUUAAACCAUACCCAACACUCGGAGCAAAUUGUAUUUCAUAUCGUAUUCAUUGGAGAGCGAUUCGUGAUUGAAUCCUAUCUGAGUUGCUAUGGCUACAGCGACCACCCACAGAUUGACAUCACCAUAUUCAAUGCUAGCCUGAUAACAGAGCCUAUUAAGGUGUACUCAAAAAUCAGCCACGUUGGACACCUAGCCAGUACCGGAAAUUUUGCAAGGUUCUACUUUCAUCUCCUCUUUCCGGAGCUGAGUCGUGCAGUGUACCUGGAUGUGGACACGGUUGUGUUAGGGGACAUGGCGGAGGUUUGGAGCACGCUACAGACAACAAACACACUCUUGGUGGCUGCUCCAAGAAUCUCACCGACAUAUGGAGAUAUGUUGUCUGUACAUGUCAAGACAUUGUUUAGGGAACGAUACCAGAGGGAAUUCAGAUCUGAUGAUGUUACUUUCAAUGCUGGCGUAUACGGAGUUAACCUUGACCUUUGGCGAGAGAAUCGUAUCCAUGACGAAGUAGCGUAUUGGAUGAACCAGCAAGCUAAAGCUCCACUGUGGAAGUAUGGAACACAGCCAAUCAUGUUGCUAGUGGCUCACAGACAAUGGGGACACCUGGACCCACACUGGAAUGUUAAUGGACUGGGCUGGAACACGAAGAUGAGCAGACGCGAUGUGGAUGAGGCAAAACUACUUCAUUGGAGUGGGAAAGGAAAACCAUGGCUACCCAAUGGACUAUACAAAGAUUUGUGGCAUGCACACAAUCCUCCGUCGUGCAGUGGGCACGGUCAAUGCAUCACCAUGGAGACAGGCAUCUAUACGUGCCGUUGUGACAAUGGCCAUAUAGGAGAACUUUGCAGCCAACAAAACUGACCAAUUUAUACUGUAGCUGUAUUCACAAAUUAAAACAAAAUUUAAUCAUCAAUGAAAGCACCAC